AUGACACGGCCACCCUUGCCCACGGCGGAUUGGCCGCCUAGCGGAAUCAAGGAGAUGGCUUCAUUUGGUUUGUUGCCGGUGUUGAACUUAUCCUGUCGUCGUCUGGUCUGAUCGACUAUCGUAUCUCGUGUGUGUACGUGUCGUAUUUUGGUUGGAUGUGCAGGUAAUGUGACGUCUACACCUUUUUGCAAGCACACAAUGGUAGAGAUCCGUUUUGCGGUGUGGUCGUAUCAGCCUUCCCUGCCCCCCCCCCCCCCCCCCCCCCCCCC
Molecule: messenger RNA, 269 nt
Organism: Ectocarpus siliculosus
Lineage: Eukaryota; Phaeophyceae; Ectocarpales; Ectocarpaceae
Source: the annotation of a GenBank genome assembly